Messenger RNA from Athene cunicularia (burrowing owl), 1632 nucleotides. RefSeq names its product gap junction protein delta 2 (gene GJD2). The transcript has a single exon. Gene Ontology annotation, cellular component: connexin complex. Gene Ontology annotation, biological process: cell communication. The record is from RefSeq and is a predicted model, not a curated record. Bases 18 to 566 code for a protein of 182 amino acids. NCBI's taxonomy places the organism in Eukaryota, Metazoa, Chordata, Aves, Strigiformes, Strigidae.
AGAGGGACCAGGAUUCAAUGAAGCGUGAGGAUGGUAAGAAAAUCAAGAACACGAUUGUCAAUGGGGUGCUGCAGAACACAGAGAACUCCACCAAAGAGGCAGAACCAGACUGCCUAGAAGUGAAAGAAAUCCCCAACCCUGCUAUCAGAACUACAAAGUCAAAGAUGAGGAGGCAAGAAGGCAUUUCUCGAUUUUAUAUCAUCCAAGUGGUCUUUCGAAAUGCCCUAGAGAUUGGAUUCUUAGUGGGGCAGUAUUUUCUGUAUGGAUUCAAUGUCCCUUCCAUGUACGAAUGUGACAGAUACCCUUGCAUUAAAGAAGUAGAGUGCUAUGUGUCUAGACCCACUGAGAAGACUGUGUUCUUGGUAUUCAUGUUUGCUGUCAGUGGGAUUUGUGUGGUGCUCAAUUUGGCAGAACUGAACCACUUGGGCUGGAGAAAGAUCAAAAUGGCAGUGAGAGGAGUACAGGCAAAAAGGAAAUCCAUAUAUGAAAUCAGAAAUAAGGACCUGCCAAGAAUGAGCAUGCCUAACUUUGGCAGGACUCAGUCAAGUGACUCAGCUUAUGUGUGAGGCUGUGACAGAACUGAAACACUGUGCCAGGUGGAACAGACCCAGAUACCAUUAGAGAAAGGUACAUUGCUUAGGCAAGCAUUUUAUCAAACCACCAAGAAAGCCAUUAAGGUAUUGGAUCUGCACUUACUGAACUAGCUGCGAAAUGCAGUGCUAUGUAAAAGACUGAAAAACCAGCUAUAAAACCAUGCUUGAUCUAGCCUUACAGCACAGCUACUACUAUUCCUACUUUUCUUUCUAAUGAUCGGGUGUUAUCUGUCGGUGGAGCGGCUUUUUGGUCCUCAUUAGGAUAAGUUUACAGUUUGGAUUGUCUGACUAAUUGUUGUAAACAUGUAGAAUGUUCAUAUUAAAAAUCUGCAAGGAUACUCUAUACGGGGUGGGACGGGGUGGGGGAAAAUGUUGCAAUGUGCAGUUGUAAGCAUGUUUUAAAAGGAGGGUAAUUGCACCGUAAGGAACCUGACCACAGCUCAUUCAGGAUAUCUGCGUUCAUCUAUCUCACAGAUGUCUUAUAUUAUUUCGCUUGUCUAAAUCACAGAGUUUAUUCCUGGUGUGUAUUACUAGCUAUUUUCUAUCAUAGUUUGUGCAUCAAUUAGUUGUGCUAAACAAUAAAUGCUGAAUAUAAAUUUUUUUUGUUUGCCUGUCCACACACACACACACACACACACCAGAGACCUUAAUCUUCUUACAUUAGUUGUGAUCUGCAAAAUAUAUCAGUACAUUUCAGUUCAUUCCCUAGUAUGUGCAUGAAUAAAAUGGAGAUGGUUCAUGCCAGCCAAGUUAUGUAUUUACCUACAGUCAACUAUGAUGACACACAUACCAAAGGAACAGAGUUCAUUGCUUUUAACUGUGAAUAUAUCACCUUCUCUCUGCUCUUAUUUAUAUAAGUGCCAUACUUGAAACAUCUAACUCUGUACUUAGUCAAAAGGUUGUCUUGGGAUACCAGCUGGAAUAAAGUGAUUUUAUACUCUCCUCUGUUUAUUUUAUGCUAUUUGUUUAGUCAUCGCUAUGGUGUAAAAAGCAGCUAAAAUCUCUAUUGAUAAAUAAAGUACUUGCCUUUUUUUUGUAA